Molecule: messenger RNA, 303 nt
Organism: Meloidogyne enterolobii
Lineage: Eukaryota; Metazoa; Nematoda; Chromadorea; Rhabditida; Meloidogynidae
Source: the annotation of a GenBank genome assembly
UUAUGAAAUUAAAUUUUAUGUUUCUAAUAUUUAUUUUUAUUUUUUUGUUUAUGUCAUAUCCAACAAAAGCACAUUUUUAUGUUCCUUGGUAUUUAUCUGGUAAUGUUGAAAAUAGAUUGACAUUUCUUGAACGACAAACAAAUCAAAAAAUAAAUAUGCUUAUAGCUAGAAUUGAAACUUUGGAAAGGGAGGUAAUUGAAAUAAACAAAUAUUUUUAAAAUUAAUGUUAGGAGAAGAGGGGUUGUUAGCAGGAUGGCCAUUUUACCACCUUUGGGAGCAUUUGCCCCUCUUUGACCCUCUCGC